AUGUCAGUUGAUAACGUUGUAAAGGUUGCAAACAUAUCUUCACUCGUAACUGAACCGAUACUGAAACAGUUGUUUGAGUUCCUAGGUGAUGUUACAAAAAUAAAAUUAUAUAACAGUCCUCAUGGUGAUGGCGUGCAAGAAUGUACAAUAGAGUUCAAGGAAGCAUAUUCAGCAAUAACAGCUCUCCAUUUAACUGGAGUGGAAUUGGGUGAUCGCACCUUGAUGGUGUCGUCAACGACUGCUCCUUCUGGCAUUCCUUUUAAUAGUUCAUACCAACAACAAAUCAUAUCAUCACAGAUGCUUCCACAAAAUCUCUCACCACCUAGGUCACUUCAAUCCAAAUCAGCUCAAAAACCUUUGGUCACACCCAUUACCGUACAACCGUUCUCUAUAAAUUCUCUUGCA
Molecule: messenger RNA, 405 nt
Organism: Racocetra persica
Lineage: Eukaryota; Fungi; Glomeromycota; Glomeromycetes; Diversisporales; Gigasporaceae
Source: the annotation of a GenBank genome assembly